AUGUUUAAAACCGAUGGUAGAGCUGAUCAGCAUGGGAUUCCGAGUUUCGUAAAAGAGCUGAAUGAUGAUUUCCAGUGGGUGGAUGAUAAUAUUUCAGAGAGAUCAGAAGAGGACUCAAAGAAAGAAUUAUUUCGGAUGAUUGAUAUCGUUCCAAAUGGCUAUAACCGAACAAUGUCGGGCCUUUUUUAUGGAGCCUUAACUGUAAAUUUCCAAACAAUUAUGUUGUUGAUUGAAAAUCUCGUGACAGAUCACAGAUCUGCUUUGGACGGGAUUCCGGGACUAUACGAUGUCUGUGAAUCCAUACUACGGCAAAUCAGAGGGGGGGAUAUUUCUGAAACAAAUGUAUGGCUUAGCAAUGAAGUUUUAGAGUUUUUCCAACGCGAGCUAAUAUGGCUUUAUAACAAUGAACGUCUGUUGCACAUUACGUUUUAUACUUUUACAAGUUUAAUACGGGAUCAUCAUGAGCCUAUGCUAGAGAAUUUAAGGGCAAAGGAAAUAAAGUUUUGUAAAAUGAUAUUUGAUGUUCAUUUUAAUUCUUUCUUUAAAAUAGGCCGAGAUUUAUUAAGAUUAAUAAGAGAUAAUCGUAAUGUUACCGAAUUUUUAUACGUGCUAAGCAUGAUUCCAGAAGAUAUAAAAAUAACCAUCAUGAAACAAAAAACCUUAAGUUAUUGUUUAACAAGUCGCCUAUCAUAUGACAUGAGCGAGAGAUUAACGCACAUGUUGGAACAGCACUCGCUGUUAGGUUUCAAACGAAAAUUGGAUUUUUUCAAAACAAAUUUCCUAACACCUCCUGCAGAUCCUCGUUUCCUAAUUGCUGAUAUUAUUCGAUGGAUAGUCAGCGCUUAUCGUCCUAAUAGCGAGAAAGCCAUGAGUAAUAGAUAUUUAUUGAUUAAUCUUUUAUUGCAUGAAAUAGGAGGUAAUUGGGAUGCCAUUGAAUUAGCGAAAACGGCAUUAGUUUAUGAUUGGUUGUGUUUUGAAAGAAAUAACAGAGACCCUAAUGUUAUAAAAGAGGGUCUAUAUUGUAUAGAGAAUGUCAAAACUAAUAGCUUGAGAAUUGCCAAAGAUUUAUUAGAAGCUCUCUAUACUUCAAUAAGCAAUAUCUUUCCUGGGAUUGACAAUGAACUUCGUGAGAAUGUCAGAGCAUCAUCUCAGAUUGCAAUUGCACGUAAUAUUAUGACUGAUUUUGUCGGUGACAAUCGAAUUGUAAAGAUUGUUGGCGAUUUAUGGGGUCAUCUAAUGAACACAAUGCCAGUGACUCCUUCAGUCUUUCCAUCUAAUCCCCUACAAGCGGAUCUAAUAACAGGCUCGCCAUUUUAUCAACAAUCAACAUCAUUACCAUUACCUUUUAAUCAAUCGUCUCAAACUUCCAUACAGUCAAAUCUUUUGUCAAUACGCAAUCCUGUUCAGUCUUAUGAUAAGUCAUCAGAGAUAGAUUCCCAAUUAGAAUCAGAAACAAAAUUCAUGAGCCUUGACAAUCAGUUAAUAAAUUCAAAGAAACGUGAAUUAUCUGUGGAUUCUGCUGUUCAGCCUUCGAACUCAGUCUCAAAAUCGCUCGAGUCGAAACCAGUUGUAGAAGAAACAUCAUCCAACUUGAUGACAAAUUUUAUACCAUCUACGCGAGUUUCAGCUUCGUUACCAUCAAAUUCUGUGUCUGUUCCACCGAGUUUAUGGUUUUAUAAAAGCCUGCUGAAAAAUUUUAAGGCAGCAUCAUUGGCAGGGAAUUCGGCAGAAGAAAUCCAACAUUUGACGCAAAUAUUGGAUCAUUUUAUGAAGGAUGAGAAAGAUGAGAAGGAAAACAAUUCACCUAAAUUUAAGUCGUUUGAAAUGUAUAGACUUAUUGUCAAAAACGAUGAAAAAACGCAUUCGGAAGCCCGGAUAAAAUUACUGGUCUAUUGUCUUAGGUCAUUAAAGUUGGAUAAAUUGGGAAGUGCAUUCAUUAAAGAUUUUAAACUUCUGAUUAACUUGUAUCUUGAAUAUAUAAACUAUGAAGUUAAGCGCGAAGGCUCUCAUCCAGAUGUCGAGGAAGAAGUGAACAAACGUUUUUUGUCAGGAAUACAGUUGUUGCAACAAUAUGAAUGCAAUGUUUUUGAUUCUAUUGUUCCCAAACUUUUACAAAUCUGGCCCGAGAUCUUUGUUGGAAAUUUUGAAUUCAUAACGUCAAUCAUUCACGGAAUAAAUCCGAUGCUUGUAUGUCAUUAUAGAGUGUUUGGAGAUUUGGAUCUGGAUUUUGUUUUGGAAAAUUCAUUAAAUUGUUGGGGUUCAUUUGAACAAUUAUACCUUUUCCAAUUAAUAAAAGCCGAGGUCGGAAAUAAUACCGAAAAACUUGAAAAUUUUAUAUGUUCAAGUGUACAAUUGAAAUUCCUGGAACCAAUAGAGCAUCCUGAAUCUUUGUGUGGGCUGUUAUCUCUCCUUGAACUUAUCCCCCCAACAGCGAAGAGUGUUUCAUUCUUAACGAAACUAAUUGCUAAUGCGAAAUUACUAGAGAGCAAGUUGGAAAAUUUAAAGUUUGUCGCCUCAGUCUUUACUCGAUGGAAUGAUAGUUUUCCUGAAAAGUUAAUUGAAGCCAUGACAGAUGAGGUUUCCAAAAACAUAAAGGAAUCUGAGAAUGACGAGAAUGAAGCUAGUGAUUUUUUUGAUGUCAUAGCAGAAUUAUGGAAAAAUGAAAAACUCAAGCAAGGCAGUGCCGUCGGAAAGGAAAUCGUAUCUUUACAACGAUCACCUGAGGCUGAGGAUGACGGGGAUCAAAUGGAAGUUGAUGAUGGUGACGAUCCGUUUUAUGAUCAACCAACCACCGCAGUUUCCACGAUUUCUACUCGAUCCAAAGGUAAAGCAAAACAGCUUGAGGUAGAGGAUCGAUCAAAGCGUUCUACAGGUCCAUAUAACAACAACCGCGCUCCUCGACAAAAAACUGACGCAUCAAGUGAAGGAGAAUCAUCAUCACAUGAAAAAACUCAGAAUCGUAAAGGCGUUAAGCCGAAGCGCGCGAAAAGAAAAAACAACCGACAAACUAGAAAACGUCUUAAUAUUGCUUCACAUAAUACGGAAAGAAGAAAAAGUAUAUCAAGUGGAGGGGAAGAACCCAAAGAAUCCAAGAUGACCGGCAGAGGUGCUCGAUCCAAAUCCAAAAACAAUUCUGCGUUAAAUCGUUCUGAAACUUCAAGGGCAUUAUCUGUCACGCAAACAAGUAUCAAUCGUCGUAAAAGUAUUAGCGGGUCAGGUUCAAAAAAAAGAAGCGCAAAGGAUUCUUCUGAUGAAUAA
Messenger RNA from Funneliformis caledonium, 3258 nucleotides. Lineage: Eukaryota; Fungi; Glomeromycota; Glomeromycetes; Glomerales; Glomeraceae. The record is from the annotation of a GenBank genome assembly.